AUGUCACUUGUAGCGGGGCCCGGCGUAGGUGGCACGUUGGCUUUAGCUGGCAACUUGCCCACUGAGCUUGCCCUCGUGGUUGACCGCCAUGUCAAGUACAUUCAAAGCUUGGAUACCAGAAAGGACGAACUGGACUAUUGGUUGACUGAGCACUUGAGGCUUACUGGUUUGUACUGGGGCCUAACAGCACUCCAUCUUCUUGGCCAUCCAGAUGCUCUUCCCAGGGACAAAACUCUAGAAUUUGUCUUUGCAUGCCAGAAUAAUGAUGGUGGGUUUGGGGCUGCUCCUGGGCAUGACUCUCAUAUGUUAUAUACGGUAAGCGCCGUUCAGAUUCUGGCAACUCUCAACGCUUUACCAGAACUAGAGCAGGGUGAGAGGGGUGGGAAGGAGGGAGUUGCGAAGUUCAUUGCCAAAUGCCAACAACCUGAUAGCGGUGCAUUUUCAGGUGAUGAGUGGGGUGAGAUGGACACUCGGUUUCUCUAUGGGGCACUAAACGCCUUAUCUAUUCUUGACUUGAUGCAUCUUGUUGAUGUUGAAAAGGCUGUAUCACAUGUACAAGCUUGUGGUAAUUUCGAUGGUGCAUUUGGGUUCACUCCUGGCGCAGAGUCUCAUGCUGGCGGUACGUUUACGGCAGUUGGGGCAUUAACCAUCGCACGUCGACUCGAUCUUGUGGACUCGGAGCGACUAGGGGCGUGGUUGAGUGAAAGACAACUUCCAAAUGGUGGUCUCAACGGUCGGCCGGAAAAACUCGAAGAUGUGUGCUACAGUUGGUGGGUGAUCAGUAGCAUAGCCAUGCUGGGUAAGGUGCACUGGAUUGACGGCAUGGCACUCACCAAGUUCAUUCUACGAUGCCAAGAUGCCGAACACGGAGGAAUUGCAGACAGACCUGGCGACAUGGUCGAUGUGAUGCACACUGUGUUUGGUAUUGCUGGUUUGAGCAUGCUGGGUCAUCCAGGCUUGGUGGAAGUGGAUCCAGUGUAG
Molecule: messenger RNA, 981 nt
Organism: Exophiala bonariae
Lineage: Eukaryota; Fungi; Ascomycota; Eurotiomycetes; Chaetothyriales; Herpotrichiellaceae
Exons: 3
Coding region: 1-981 (326 amino acids)
Biological process (GO): protein geranylgeranylation
Cellular component (GO): Rab-protein geranylgeranyltransferase complex
Molecular function (GO): Rab geranylgeranyltransferase activity
Source: RefSeq, a predicted model, not a curated record